AUGUUCUUCUUUAAAAAGUCCAAAAGAGGACGAGAUAGAGAUAGUCAGGAAACCAGACUCGAGCUUACGCAAAGAGAAGAUGUGCCAUCAAAAAUGGGAAGGAGAAAAGGGAGACGAAAGGCUGCUCGACGGAGCCGAGGAAAAACCAUUGAGGAGGGCUCAAAGAGAGUUGUGCGGAAACGAACAGGAAUGACUGUAGAGGAAGAGCCUUCAGUACAGCAGAGGGCGUCAUCUGCACAAUCUUCAGCUCAGGGAGGGGUACGGCGCAGCUCAGAAGAUGUAUCACGUCGUGCUUCAAAAGCAGCAAAACGAGCGCAGGUUAAAGUAUUCGUAGAGGAGACAUUCAGAAAGGGUGUGAAAGGACUUAUAGCAGAAUUUAAAUCUAUGAAACGUAUGAAUGACUUCACAAAGAUGACUGAAUUUGUUGCUCAAAAUGCUGAAGGAAGGAAUCGAUACAAGGAUGUCGGUUGCUUGGAUAACGACCGCGUCAUCAUACGGAUAGGUCCCGUCUCUUAUAUCCAUGCAAAUUAUGUGUCUUCCCCAACUAAUCCAAAACGAUUCAUUUGUACACAGGCGCCACUUCCAAAAACUUGCCCUGAUUUUUGGUAUAUGGUCGUGCAAGAAAAAUCGGUGGCAAUCCUAAUGCUGUGUAAUUUUAUUGAGCAGAAUGCGAAGAAAUGUGCUGAAUAUUUUCCUGUCGACGAAGAUAGGCCGGUUACUUUUGAGGGUGUCACCGUAUCAUUGAAAAAGCAAGAGCCGUUCCCAUUCCCUUUUGAAACUCGAAUUCGAAUACUCGUACGCACAUUGGAGGUGAGUGUGCCAGGUCAACCUAUGCACACUUGCAUGCAUUAUCAUUGGCAAGACUGGCCGGAUCGUGGUGUACCGGAUGCGGAUUUGGCACCGAUUGUGCUACUUGCCAGGCUUAAAGAGAAUACCGCACCUAUCAUCGUGCAUUGCUCUGCCGGUAUUGGUCGAACCGGAUCAAUAGUAUUGAUCCAACACGCUAUGGAAUUAUUGCAUUUACCAGCACCAUUGCUUGAAAUUUCCACCUACUUAGUGGAAUUACGCAAACAACGCAACAAUAGUAUACAGACCGAACAUCAGUACCUAUAUAUACAUCAGGUACUACUGUUGUAUUUAAAGAAGACGAAAUAUCUUGAUGAAAGUGUUACGCCAUAUCUUGAGGCGUUCACAAGAGAUUACAUCAAUGCCACCAAAGGAUUCUAA
Molecule: messenger RNA, 1227 nt
Organism: Necator americanus (New World hookworm)
Lineage: Eukaryota; Metazoa; Nematoda; Chromadorea; Rhabditida; Ancylostomatidae
Exons: 12
Coding region: 1-1227 (408 amino acids)
Biological process (GO): protein dephosphorylation
Molecular function (GO): protein tyrosine phosphatase activity
Source: RefSeq, a predicted model, not a curated record